Morone saxatilis (striped sea-bass) is the source of this 845-nucleotide messenger RNA. It is a transcript of the gene mat2b, whose product is annotated as methionine adenosyltransferase II, beta. Gene Ontology annotation, biological process: S-adenosylmethionine biosynthetic process. Gene Ontology annotation, molecular function: methionine adenosyltransferase regulator activity. The transcript is spliced from 5 exons. Gene Ontology annotation, cellular component: methionine adenosyltransferase complex. Lineage: Eukaryota; Metazoa; Chordata; Actinopteri; Moronidae. The record is from RefSeq and is a predicted model, not a curated record. The coding region runs from base 30 to 830 and encodes 266 amino acids.
AGUAAUACUAUGUAUUCCAGGAGGAGGCUAUGGUCCCUGCUCCGAGGGUUCUGGUUACCGGGGCAACGGGUCUUCUGGGUCGAGCUGUCUGCAGAGAGUUUCAGAACAGCGGCUGGUUAGUUAUCGGGACUGGAUACAGGAGGGCCAGACCCCGCCUCCUACGCUGUGACCUGACAGAUGAGGACGCCGUCAAAAGAUUGCUGCACGAAUACAAGCCUGAUGUGAUCAUCCACUGUGCAGCUGAGAGACGUCCAGAUGUUGUGGAGAGACACACUGAAGCAGCUGUUAAUCUCAAUGUACACGCCACGAGCAUGAUUGCCAAGGAGGCAGCUGCCUGCAGGGCGUUCUUCCUCUACAUCAGCACUGACUACGUUUUCGAUGGGAGGAAUCCUCCGUACGGAGAAGACGACAGUCCGAAUCCUCUCAACGUUUAUGGACGCAGCAAACUGGAGGGAGAGAGAGAGACACUCAGACACUGUCCAGGUGCGGUGGUCCUGCGGGUGCCGGUUCUGUUCGGGGAGGUGGAGUCGGUGUCUGAAAGCGCAGUGACGUCCCUGUGGCUCAAAGUCCAGGAGACGACAGAGAGCUGCACUCUGGAUCACUGCCAACAGAGGUUCCCCACCGACAGCCGGGAUGUCGCCACCGUCUGCAGGAAGCUGGCCGAGAGAGCCAGACAGGACACGUCUAUCAGAGGAAUAUUUCAUUUCUCAGCUAAAGAGCAGAUGACCAAAUAUGAGAUGGCCAUAGCGAUUGCUCAGGCCUUCAACCUGCCAUCCAACCACCUCAUACCUGUAAGUACAUAUCAAUAUAUGAAUCAAUACGUGGAUUAAUAUAUAUCUAUAUAU